AUGACACCCCACGUGUACAGCCUCGGGGCGCUGGUGUGUGACCUGGAGCCGGGCACUGUCCCGGCCUCGGAUCCCAACAUCCUGGAGAAGCUGAAGCUCUGCCCGGCGCUGACGGAGGCACAGCAGGACGCCCUCAAUGCCCUGCUCCUCUCGGGGGACACAGCGUACGGGGAUCCUUCAAGCUGGGAUUUACAGACUCUGCAGGAUUUGGGGCCGCUCGUGCUGGCGUUGAACCAGACCACGCUGAGUUUGGUGGCCGAGGCAGCACGGGAGGAUUUCAGGAGGAGCAUCGCUGCCGCCUACCUCAGCCAGGGACGUUCCCAGCGGGAGCAAUCCCUGAUCCUCCUCAGGGCGCUCGCAGCAGCCUCGGCUGCCUCCCAGCCCCGGCUGCAGCGCAGCGCGGACCGCUGUCAGUCCAAGCCCAUCACUGCCAGCAACAUCGAGGACAUCAUCUUCCUCUCCCCUGACGAGCUCGACCUGUGCCUGAGCAAUGAUGUGUUAAUAAAAAACCUGGAGGCUGUGCUGGAUCUGCCAAUCACCUCACAGGCUUCCUGGGUCCUGAAAAAAAAGGUGGAUGAGUUUUUCCAGGGGUCAAUCCCAGAGGAGCAGCUGAAGCGCCUGGGGAUGCUGGCUGGCCUGUACACGGAGCAGGAGAUCAGCCAGUGGCAGGUGACAUCCAGUGACACCCUCUCAGCCCUGCUCAGCAACUCAGGACAGUGGAGGGAUUCCCAGGUGCAGCAGCUGCUCAGCAGGUACCUGGCCCUGGGGGGCUCCUUGACAGGGCCCCUGCUCCAGGAAAUCAGAGGCAAGCGCCUGUGCAACCUGCAGGAGGAGGAGAUCCAGCAGAUCCCUGCUGCAGCCAUCAGGACUGCUGGGAAGUUGGACAUCUCUUCAUGCUCCCAAUCCAAGAAGGAUCAGCUCUAUGGGAAGGCCCGGGAGGCCUUUGCCAGCCUGGCCAGCACCCCUGGCCUCUAUUACUGCCAGAUCCAGCCAUACCUGGGUGGAGCUCCAGCAGAAGAUCUGAAGAACUUGGCUAGUGCUGGUGUGGCCAUAAACAUGGAUCUGAGCACCUUCCUCACCCUAAAUCCUGAGGAACUGCAGAAACUCAGCGUCACUGACGUGAAACAUUUGCUGGGGGAAAACCUCCCUGAGUUAAAGAAGCACGAGCAGGAGCCCUUGGUGGUGAGCUGGGUGCAGCAGCAAUCCCAGCAGGAGCUGGACUGCGUGCUGAACAUCGGCCUGCAGGGAGGGCGGCCCGCGCCCACGGGGACAGCCAGCCCUGCUGCCACCUCCACGGCCACUGUCCCCACCCCUGUGCCCACCACCCCGGCCAGUGUCACCUCCACAGCCACUGUCACCACCCCUGUGCCCACCACCCCGGCCAGUGUCACCUCCACAGCCACUGUCCCCACCCCUGUGCCCACCACUCAGGGCAGUGUCACCUCCACAGCCACUGUCCCCACCCCUCACCCCUCGGCCAGUGUCACUGUCCCCACCACCACUGCCAUUAGCAGCCCCUCGACCCCUCAGCCAAGCACAGUCCCCCCCAGGACCCCCACCCCGAGCACUCAGAGCCCAACCCCCCCAGGCACCCCCUCCCACACUGGGGGUCCCACUGUCCCCACUGCCACCCCCCCUGCCGUGACCAGUGCAGCGCCCUGCUCCACCCACCAGGCCCCCACCACAGACAGAGCCACCUCCCCUGCUGUCACCCUCCUCAGCACCCUCCUGGCCACCAGCAGCCCCAGUGCCACCCCAGUCCCUGCUGUCACCUCCAGGGCCACCACCAGCACUAGUGCUGGCACUAAGCCAGCUGGUACCACCCACAGCACUGUCACCACUGUCCCCAACACCACCUCUGCCCCCACUGCCACCCACAACACUGUCACCACUGUCCCCAAUCCUACAUCUUCUCCCACUGCCACCCCCGUCUCCAAUCCCACCUCUUCUCCCACUGCCACCCCCGUCCCUCCCUCCCCCUCUGUCCCCACUGCCACCCCAGCCCCACACACGCCCACCCCAAUUCCCAGCUCCACCAUCCCGCCCCAAACAAGCCUCGGCUCCUCCCCGGCCGUGCCGUGCCAGCCCAGCUCCCCUCCCAGCCCUGCCCCCAGCCCCAAGCCCACACCUGGGAGCAUUCCGGAGCCAGCACAGCCAACCUCCAACGGCCACAUCAACCUGCAGCCUGAGCCCGGAUCAGGAUCCAGGCUCUGCUCCUGCCUCGUUCUCCUGCUGGCAGCCACCGUGGGGAGUGUUCUGCUGGGGGGGCUGCUCUGAGCCCCCCUCAGCACCACCCACCCUGCAGACCCCUCCCUCCAUCCCGGUGGAACUGCGCUGGGCAAGGCCCUGCUGGACAGCAGGACCCAGGAAAGGGAAGAGAAUUCAUCCACGUUUGAUGCCAGCACAGGAUUUGGUUAUUUUUGAGGCUGGCCAGUGAAGGAGGACAGAUUUUCCAGCCCAGAGAAGCUCCACAGGUCCUUACUAGAGAUUUACUCCUUGUAGUACAACCAGCAGUGCUGCUGACUGCUCUGCCAAGGCGAGAACUCCGGGCCCAGCUCUUGCAGGGAUUUCCUGUCCAUCCCCUCCCACUGGGAUCUGUUAAACAGUGGGAAAACUCAGGGAUCUGAGUCACUGGUGGCCCUGCACCGCAGCUGAGAGAUCCCCAGAAAUCCUGUUCAACUUUUCUCACAAGCUGCUUUUUGAUCAAAGUUUGCUCAAACCACACGCAGACUCUCCUGGGAUGAUUAGCUGGAGAUAAUUUAUCUUGAUUACUGUUCAGUGCUGUACAAUAAAACAUCAAUCUGGUUUCUCCUAA
Haemorhous mexicanus (house finch) is the source of this 2815-nucleotide messenger RNA. RefSeq names its product mesothelin-like protein. Gene Ontology annotation, cellular component: cell surface. The transcript is spliced from 10 exons. The coding region runs from base 1 to 2277 and encodes 758 amino acids. Gene Ontology annotation, biological process: cell-matrix adhesion. Lineage: Eukaryota; Metazoa; Chordata; Aves; Passeriformes; Fringillidae. The record is from RefSeq and is a predicted model, not a curated record.